AUGGGGGAGGAGGCGGCGGUGGUGGUGGUGGAGGCCCCGAGGCCCAGGUCGCCGCCGCGGUACCCGGACAUGUGCGGCCGCCGCCGGAUGCAGCUGGAGGUGCAGAUCCUCGACCGCGAGAUCACCUUCCUCAAGGACGAGCUGCAUUUACUUGAAGGAGCUCAACCAGUGUCACGUUCUGGAUGCUUGAAAGAGGUAAAUGAGUUCGUUGGCAACAAACAAGAUCCACUAAUACCAAUUAAGAAAAGGAAGCAUCGCUCCUGCCGUCUUUAUUGGUGGAUCAGAUCAAAAUUGUGCGUAUGCGCUUCAUGGUUUUGCUGCUCCUGCCAAUGCUUACCCAAGUGCAAAAGGCCAAGGUGCUUCGACUGUUCAUGCUGCGAACCAAAUUGCUCGUGCUGUAGUCCGAACUGCAGCUGCUUCAGCAUUCCCGCGUGCUGCAAACCAGGCUGCGGCUGCUUCAAGACCUCCUCAUGCUGCAAGUCCCAGUGCAGCUGCAGCAGCCCAAGUUGCUGCACCUGCAGCCUCCCAAGCUGCAGCAGCUGUAACCCUUGCGGCGAAUGCAAGCCGGGAUGCAGCUCAUGUUCUGGCAGCUGCUGCGAUUGCAAGCCAAGCUGCAGCUGCGCGGAUUGCUCUUGCCCCCAAUGCGCAGGCUGCUUCAGCUGCUUCAAGCUCCCCAACUGUGCCUGCACGCAAUGCUUCAAGUGCCAGUCGUCGUGCUGCAAGGGGCAGCCGUCCUGCUUCAAGUGCCAGUCGUCCUGCUGCGACAAAGGCGGCUGCUGCAGCGGCGGAUCGUGCCUCAGCUGCCCGAAGCCGUCGUGCCCCGAGUGCUCCUGCGGGUGCGUCUGGUCGUGCAAAAACUGUACAGAGGGAUGCCGGUGCGCCCGGUGCGGCAACCCGUGCUGUGCUGGCGGGUGCUUGUGUUAG
Molecule: messenger RNA, 924 nt
Organism: Lolium rigidum
Lineage: Eukaryota; Viridiplantae; Streptophyta; Magnoliopsida; Poales; Poaceae
Product: guanine nucleotide-binding protein subunit gamma 4-like
Exons: 5
Coding region: 1-924 (307 amino acids)
Source: RefSeq, a predicted model, not a curated record